AUGCGCAUUUUAGCCAAGAAGGUUAUUUCGUUUCCAAAUCCAUCCGGACACGAAGUGGAAGAGCUAUUGGGGUUUCGCGCCCGUACUGAUGUUCAGGAGCAGCAACAUCGUUUCGAGGAUUUUCGAGCGUCAGAUUCGAACACCUGCUCCCGGUACCAGUGUUCAUUGUGCUAGGCAGUUCUAUGAGAACUUAGUCCCAAGUUGCACCAUAUAUGAUAUUGAGUGUCCAGAUCAUUCUUUCCGCAAGUUUACUGAUGAUGGUCGGUACCUCAUAAGUUUCAGCAGGAACCAUCAGGAUCUAAUAGUUUAUAGACCGACCUGGCUUUCAUUUUCAUGCAAGGAAGAAGAUUGUGAUUUUCAUGAUCUGCCCUCAAAAGCGAAGAGGUUUGAGAGCUUCUUCACCCAGCUGUACUGUGUGUCACUUGCAUCUAGCAAUGAACUUAUUUGCAAAGACUUCUUUUUGUAUGUGGAGAGUAACCAAUUUGGGUUGUUUGCUACUUCGACUGCACAAAUUCAUGAUGCACCUGCUAUUGGGGGUGCCAUUCAAGGAGUGCCGUCCAUAGAAAAGAUAACGUUUCACCUCGUUAGAUUGGAAGAUGGAGUUAUACUGGAUGAGAAAGUAUUCUGCAAUGACUUUGUUAAUUUAGCUCAUAAUAUGGGCGUUUUCUUGUAUGAUGAUCUAUUGGCUAUUGUUUCUAUUCGCUAUCAGACAAUACACAUUCUUCAAAUUCGGGAUUCUGGAAAUCUUGUUGAUGUUCGAGCUAUUGGGGCAUUUUGUCGAGAAGAUGAUGAGCUUUUUCUUAAUUCUCAUGCUCAGUGCAUGGUGUUUGUGGAUAAAAGUAAACAGCAUGAUUUAUCUGCAAAUCAAGUUGAAAAUGGUCUACAAUCUCACCAGAAUAUGCCAGGAACACCGUUCUUGAGUGGUAUCAAGCAGCGGUUACUCUCAUUUAUCUUCCGUGGAAUAUGGAAUGAAGAAACGGAUCAUACCAUGGUACAAUUCUUAGACCGGCAUCACCUGCUAAUCAAGUUCGGUAGUGUAGACGGAGGAGUAUCACGAAACACUGAUCACCAUCCUGCAUUCUUUGCUGUAUAUAACAUGGAGACAACUGAGGUUAUUGCAUUUUAUCAGAAUUCGGCAGAUGAGCUUUAUUUCUUGUUUGAGCAGUUUUGUGACCACUUUCAUGCAACAUCAAGAAAUUUAUUGUACAUGAACUUCAUAUCAUCGCAUUCCAAUAACAUCCAUGCUCUUGAGCAACUUAGGGGCAUCAAGAAUAAGUCUAGUAGCUUUUCACAGUUUGUGAAGAAGAUGCUCACCUCAUUGCCCUUCAGUUGUCAGUCACAGAGUCCGUCUCCCUAUUUUGAUCAAUGUCUCUUCAGAUUUGAUGAAAAGCUGAUUUCUGCAGCUGACCGCCAUAGGCAAUCCACAGAUCAUCCCAUCAAGUUCAUAUCAAGAAAGCAUCCAAACUCCCUUAAAUUCAAGAUAAAACCAGGUCCAGAGGCUGGUGGACUAGAUGGCCGGACAAAGAAAAUCUCUUCAUUUCUGUUCCACCCAUUCUUGCCCCUUGCUCUUUCCAUCCAACAGACAUUCUUGCAACCAUCUGUUGUGAAUAUUCACUUCCGGAGAUAGUAAAUUUCCUACUGCCUGUUGUCUCAUAUUUGCAGAAUUCUUUUUCAGGGAAGGGGAUGAACCAAGAAGCAACGUACUAAUAGCUGAAGAUAUAUAUAUAUAUAUACAUAUAUAUAUUUAUUUAUUUAUAGUGAACAGUAGUAUUUCCGUAUGUCACACACUUGUCGGCCCUGAUAUUUUCUGUUUCCGUAGAGUGUUGCACUUGCAAUGAGCAAAUGAAGGAUCUUAGUUUUCUGACUUCUAAUUGUAAUUGUUAAGUGGUUUGUUACCUUAGGUUUUAUAUAUAUAUUAGUAUUAAAAGUGUGAGGUCUA
Messenger RNA from Nelumbo nucifera (sacred lotus), 1939 nucleotides. RefSeq names its product light-mediated development protein 1 / deetiolated1 (DET1) (gene DET1). The record is from RefSeq and is a predicted model, not a curated record. Gene Ontology annotation, biological process: protein ubiquitination; positive regulation of proteasomal ubiquitin-dependent protein catabolic process; carbohydrate metabolic process. Gene Ontology annotation, cellular component: nucleus; cullin-RING ubiquitin ligase complex. NCBI's taxonomy places the organism in Eukaryota, Viridiplantae, Streptophyta, Magnoliopsida, Proteales, Nelumbonaceae. Gene Ontology annotation, molecular function: ubiquitin-like ligase-substrate adaptor activity; ubiquitin protein ligase binding.